AUGUCUGGAACAUAUCCGAAUCCGGCAAACAGCAUCUACUCCUCAACUUAUGGAGAUGUAAGAAACUACUCUCAAGCUCCAACCUACACAGCGUACAACGCUCCCAACUCCUUCCAGAGUGUCGCCUACCCCACCCAACCAGCCUCCUACUCCACCCAGCCAGCCUCACAUCCCACAAACCCUACAUCCUACUCCACCCAAACACAAGCCUACCAGAUCUACAGCGAUGCUACUGCAACUACUUCCCCUUCUUACGGUGAAACUCUGGCAGGAUAUAAACCUAUCACUGGAGAAGCGUUGGAUUUGCCAGGCCAAUCUGGUUCUACUGCAAAACGUGGUGGAUUUAGCAGUCGUGCUCCUUUCCCUAGCUUUCGUCAAAGGAGGGGAAAUAUGGGCGGUGGAGGAAAGUGGCCGAUCAGGAAGAAAGCAACACCUCGUCCCUUUUCGUGUGCUAAACUCCAUCCUGUAGCAGCUCUCAAACACUUUCAUCCAAAAGCAGAGUUUACAGCAGUGUGUUCUUACCAUGUACACGAAGGAUCAGCUCAUGUUUACAGUGUUGCUAUUGAAGAUGUAGUGUACCAGGGAGAGGGGACCACUAGCAAGAUUGCUAAAGCUAUCGCUGCUGCUAAAGCUCUAGAGGGUAUUCAGGCACUUGAUCACGACAAAGUACAAGUAGUAGCAGACUACCAGAAACAGAAGGAUGAGGUGCUGAAGAGGAUCCAGGAGUGGCAACACAACCACGCAGCCAGUGAGGGGAAGAAGAAGAGGAAGAAGAGUAAGAAGGAGGAGGAGGGAGGGCAGCAGGCUGAGAGUAAGCCAGACGAAGUGGAGCAGCCUGCUUUUAAAAAGAUUAAAAGUGAAGCUGUACCCGAUGGUGCUCAAAUUGGACCUAUACAACCAACCGAGAAUCUAGCAACAGCUGAACAGGAGAAUCCAGGAACUGAGCUACCGGGCGACAACAUGAACUCUGCCUCUCAGGAAGGAUGUCCUGUGAGGGAUUACGGUCAGUUGCUUCAGAGAUACGGUCCUAACAUAACCGAGGAGUUCUCUGAGCAUCAGGACCAAGGAGUUAGGUUCAGCUGCACCCUGACUAUCCAGAGUUUCCAGUUCACUGGUCAGAACACCAGUAAGAAGAAGGCUAGAAACGAAGCUGUUAGGCUGGCAUUCCUCGCGUUUGAGGCUACACCUCCACCUGUGGUCAAUGUUAAGCGGGAGAGGGUUAAGAAAGUUUCCAAAAAGUUUAAGAUGCUACAGCCGGUCGACUUUCCAGACAUGUUAGCUGAAAAAUGUUGGAAUUUUGCCAGCGAACACUUGGCACGAGUCCAAGGACCCUAUAAACAUCUCAAGAACCUUGUAUUUGUAGUAAAGAUGGAGGGUGAGGAAAGUAUUGAGAACUGUGAAGUGGUGUCCUUCGGGCACGGUACACGACUUAUUAAAAUGGAAAACCUCAAACAUGACGGGACUGUCGUUGAUGAUUGUACUGGGGACAGCUUAGCCCUGCGAGGUUUAAGACGGUACCUGAUCACUCAGCUUGAAGCCUGUGUCAAGGAGGAACCUUCUGUUUACCAGGCAGCUGACAACAACAAGUACACUAUAAGAGAUGGGGUACAGUUUAUCUUCUACUCAACCAACUGUCCUAAUGGUGACUGCAGAACCUUUAAUUUGUUCCACCGCGUUCCCAGAUUCAAGAGGUCAGUGUCCACGGACACCACCGGAGAACCUGGACAAGAGUCACUUGAUCAGGAGAGCAUUGCUAAGGUCGAGGAAGACGAGGUUAAGGAAAACGAAGUUAUGGAGGAUAAAGAGGUUACGGAGAAUGUGGUUGUUGACACUGAGAUAAAUGUUGAGGUACCGAUGAGUGAUAAAGAGGAGAAAGGAGGGCAGGAGAACUCGUCUGCUGAACAGAAUACUGAUGACGGUGCUUCAAAUAAAGAUAAUGCCAGUCCAGCGAAAUCUAGCAGGCGGGGUGGGUUCAAUCCAAACUACAGAAGGAGAGUAAGGAACUUUGAAGGGAAGAUAACGUAUGCUAAGAAGGAUGAUACAGAGGGAUCCAGAGAACAGAUCAGUUUAUUCGAGGAGGAGUCUUCUCACUGCAUUGUCUCUCCAAGUGAUAAGUUAGCAAUGAGGAACAUGUGUGGUGUACAGGGAUCCCUCAUUUCUGAACUCUCUUCCCCUGUCUUUAUCAGCCACUAUCUUAUUACACUGAACAAGUACAACUUGACAGAGCUCACCAAGAGCCUUUAUGAUCGAGUCCAAGGAGCGGAAGUGCCGGAGAGCAUGACCACUGCCUCCCCUGAGGUAAGAGGUGUGAAGUGGAGACCCACCGAGUUCCUACCUAAGACCUCCCUAUUUGCUUGUAUCUGGGCUAAGGGGUUCCAGCUAGAAAUUCUUUACUCCUGCGAAGGUAAGCAGAUAGAUGGGGGAUUGGAGAAUGUGGACUGGACCCAGACAGUGGACCCGGCACUAUUCUCCCAGUCUACCUACUCUACACAGCAACUAUUCAAGGAAUACACCCAGUUCUGUUCGGUACAUUCCAUGCCUUGUGCGAGCAAGUACAGUGAUAUCAAGAUGAAGAGUACAGGAGAAUACCAGGCUGUGAAGAAUGCAGUAAAGAAACAUCUGGAACAAACAGGAAUGGGGUCGUGGAGAGAUGUCAGGGUGCCUGAAUUUUAAUUUGCUGAGCUUUACAUUGUUGAACUUUAGUGGAGGUUAUGUUCUAGUUUCGGUUGCGCGGCUCUAGAUCUCAAACGUUAAGUUACUGGAGCAGCGUGUCCGAACCUGGAAGUGAACACGCUAAAGUUCGGAGUUAUAAUUUUACCUUUAUCUGAAAGGAGAGCGGAGUUUUUUGGGUGUUUGUCAGAUUGAAGUUUGAAGUUUGAGUGUUAUCAUCCAGCUGCAGCUCAUUGAAAUGAACAACAUCUGAAUGUUUAUUUUCGAUUGACUUUAUAUUAUUGAGAAAAAUAUUUUAUCUUUUAUUUUACUGCUCUGAAAUCUUUAUGCGUUAGCGGAGAAUUUUAGAUGCAAGUACCGUUUGUUUCGGUUAUCGGACUCAAUAUAACAUAUUAUUAUCUCUUAAAUUGGGAUUGUAUUCCUAAAUUCCUAUCGAUAUGUUAUUUCAUGUAAAUAUACGUCUGGCGUAUAAGAAUGCUCCGGAGUUACUGUUAGAGAUUGCUGAAUGUUUACUUCUUCGAA
Molecule: messenger RNA, 3192 nt
Organism: Bolinopsis microptera
Lineage: Eukaryota; Metazoa; Ctenophora; Tentaculata; Lobata; Bolinopsidae
Exons: 16
Coding region: 1-2673 (890 amino acids)
Biological process (GO): adenosine to inosine editing; RNA processing
Cellular component (GO): nucleolus; cytoplasm
Molecular function (GO): double-stranded RNA binding; double-stranded RNA adenosine deaminase activity; tRNA-specific adenosine deaminase activity
Source: RefSeq, a predicted model, not a curated record